Molecule: messenger RNA, 732 nt
Organism: Sorghum bicolor (sorghum)
Lineage: Eukaryota; Viridiplantae; Streptophyta; Magnoliopsida; Poales; Poaceae
Exons: 3
Coding region: 102-398 (98 amino acids)
Source: RefSeq, a predicted model, not a curated record
GCGUCAUCCCCAUUCCAUUCCAUUCCAUUCCAGUUUCAGAAUUCCUGGCACCUCGUUCCGUUCGUCCUGAGAUACGCCCCCCUACUCGUGAGCAGGCGGAAAUGAAGCGCCACGCCGAGAAGCCGCUCCUCGUGCUCCUCGUGCUGUCCUGCCUCCUCCUCCUCCUCCUCCCCCUCGCCUCCGCCGUCCCCACGCCAAGAAGCCUGCGCCUGGUGGGGAGGAGCCAGCUGCAGCAGCGCCCGCCGGCUCUGAAGCUCACUUCUGCUCAGGAGACGGCGAUCGCGGCGGCGAUGAACAUGGGCAAGCCUAUGGCGAGGAUGGUCGUGGAGGUGAACGACUACCAACCGUCUGGCCCCAACAACCGCCAUGACCCACCCAAGGGUCCCGGAAGAGCUUGAACAACGGAGCUCAGCUAGACGGACGACCCAAUAAUCCUUCGUCGUCGUCUUUAUUUACCAGUAGUACAAAGUGCUUUUGCUAGUGCUCCUGUGUAUUUCUAGUAGAAAUUAAGCUAGAAACAAAAUUACCUAGCCAUAUAUAUAUAUAUAUAUAUAUAUAUAUUUAUAUAUACAGGCCGCGUGUGUGUGUAUGGCUUUGGAAGCACAUCGGUUGUUUGGAGUUGUGAUUAGGUUGCUGUUCGAUAUCAUCGUCAGAACUGCAUGCAGAUGUAUCGAGUGAUCGAGUCGAUACAGUGCCCCCAGCACAUUGAGAUCGUUCAGCUCUCUGCUCCUC